This is a messenger RNA of Leptomonas pyrrhocoris, 1185 nucleotides long. RefSeq names its product putative mitochondrial 1-acyl-sn-glycerol-3-phosphateacyltransferase-like protein. Gene Ontology annotation, molecular function: 1-acylglycerol-3-phosphate O-acyltransferase activity. Gene Ontology annotation, cellular component: endoplasmic reticulum. NCBI's taxonomy places the organism in Eukaryota, Euglenozoa, Kinetoplastea, Trypanosomatida, Trypanosomatidae. The record is from RefSeq and is a predicted model, not a curated record. Gene Ontology annotation, biological process: phosphatidic acid biosynthetic process. Bases 304 to 1185 code for a protein of 293 amino acids. The transcript has a single exon.
GGAGCCUCACCUCCUUACCACUCACCAUUUAUUUUCUCCCCCGUUCCGCCUGCAGCUCCCUCUCUGCGUGUACGAAGCAUCUCUCCACUUAACCGACAGUUUCACUCAGACUGCUCCGUCGAGCCACCACCAGAGCAGUGAAACAUCAAGCUCUCUCUCUCCCCCCAUCAGCACCUCCGUCACAAAGCUGUCAGCAGAAAGUCCCCAGAGCGCGAAGGAAAACAUAUUUCUUCUCUUCGUCUCAAGCGGUCUGGUCGGCUUCAACGGUCUCCCUCUAGCUCGUGAUAAUCUGGACGCCACACAAUGCCUCCGCAGCGCCACGCCAACAAGGUGCUUCGUGUGCUGUGCACGACGUACAUUCUUCUCUCGCUUACCGUCCAAUGGAUUGUGGUGUGGGUGCUGCAGGCGACCUUCAUCGUCCUCUCGUUCCCGUUCACGACGUCCGACUUCCGACAGGACAUCUGCGGCCACAUCUUCCGCAAGAUCAGCUUCGUCGGCAUGGAUUUGCUGAACCCCUUCUGGCACAUCCACGUGCUGAACAAGUUCCCCGAGGUGAAGAAAAAGAAAGUUAUUCUCAUGCUGAACCACCUCAGCGCCGCGGAUCCCUUCAUGUCCAUUCGCUCCUUCCUCCCCCGUGACGGCACGUGGAUCGCAAAAGGGGAGCUCUUCCGCGUUCCGUUUGGCGGCUGGGCCCUCUACAACGCCGGUGACCUGGCGGUGCGCUUCCGGGACAAGAAGUCGAGCUUUGCGACGGUGAAGGGGACGGUGGGGCCGAUGAUGGAGAACGCCCGCGGGCGCCUCCGCCGCGGCCGCAUGCUUUGCGUGUUCCCUGAGGGCGUGCGGAACAUGACGCCCGACGGCCCCAUCAACGCAUUCCGCCUCGGCUUCUUCUCCCUGGCGUUGGAUGAGGGUGCCACCAUCGUGCCGCUGGCGGUGAGCGGGACGGAGAAGCUCUGGCCGCGCGGGUCCGCCAUGAUGGACGCGGCGGACGCGUACUUUUCCUUUGGCGAGCCGAUCGACGCGGCGAACUUCAAUUCGGCCGAGGAGCUGGCGCAGCACGUGUGGAACGUGAUGACAGAGCGGCGUGAGCAGCACCCCGAUCGUGUGGAGCUGCGCGCAGCGCAGGCGAAGGAGCAGGCGAAGACGCCGGGGGAGGCCACUGCCGAGGAGAAGAAGAGUGCUUAG